CCGCUACUUUAUUAUCAGUUGGCUGGAGGUUACAGCUUUACUACUGCUGCAGCAGGAUACGAUUACGAAACGAAUAAAGUAGUUUCAUUGGCAGGCCAAAGCCGAUUGAAGCACGAAAUAAACGGCUCUCUGUCCUUGAGGGUUUUAGGUUUAUGCUUUUCUACCAAAAAGCGAGUGAGGGAGAGAGCGAGAGAGGGGGUGGGCUUUGGCGAUCUCUGUCGAUUCUCUUCGCUGCUACUCCUCCGACGGGCGGAAUCGAUGAAAUGCUCAAAGAGACCCGGAGAUCCUUCGGAGGAGGAAGGGCUGUCGGCGCCGCCUAAGAAGCAGCGGUUGGAGUGCCAAGAAUUUGAGCCCAGAAGUUACCAACUUGCGGUGUACGAAGUGGCGCUGCAGCGGAACACGAUCGCAGUGCUGGACACGGGAUCGGGGAAGACCAUGAUCGCUGUCAUGUUAAUACAACACUUUGGCAAAAAAAUAAAGAACGGAGGAGACCGGCGGCCCAUUGUCUUUCUUGCCCCAACUGUACACCUUGUCAUGCAGCAAUACGAAGAAAUAGAGACUCACACUGAUCUUGACGUACAAUACUACUGUGGAGCUAGAGGAGUUGAUGAGUGGAACAUUGAUUGUUGGCAGAAGGAAGUUUCCACUUACCAAGUAAUGGUCAUGACCCCACAGGUCUUAUUAGAUGCCCUGAGGAAAGCUUUUCUGACUUUUGAUAUUGUGUGCCUAAUCAUAAUUGACGAGUGUCAUCAUGCAUGGGGGAACCAUCCUUACAGUAGGCUAAUGAAGGAAUUUUAUCACAAGUCUGUAGUUAAACCACAUAUUUUUGGGAUGACUGCAUCACCAGUUAUCAGAAAAGGUGUAGCAUCAGCUGCAGAUUGUGAAGACCAAUUAUCGGAGCUGGAACUCACUCUUGAUUCUAAGAUUUAUACAGUGGCAGAUAGAAGUGAGAUGGAACUGUUUGUUCCUUCAGCUAUACAAGUGACUAGAUACUUCGACUCCAAGCUCUUUGUCCAUGAUGAUGUGAAAGCAGAGCUUGGGCUAUUGUUGAAUAAGUAUGAUGCCUCAGUUGCUCAGUUGCAGAACUCAACAGUAUGCAAGUUCAAGGACACUGAUGACAUUAUUGAAGCUUCAAAAAAGAAUCUCUCUAGUUACUGUGCCAAAAUUUGCCAUUGCUUGGAUGAGCUUGGUCUGAUCUGUGCUAUUGAGGCGACUAAGCUCUGUAGAGAUGCUCUAGAUUCUCCAAAUUCUACUGAGAGAUGCAACUCUGUCACAGAGAAUGUAGCUCAUUGCAAAUCUUUUCUCGAGGAAGUUAUACAGAACCUUCAAGUAAUAUUUUCAGAAGAUUCAAUGCUUCUCUUCAAGACUGAAAGUGAAUCAUUAGAAGCUGUACAAAAAGGCUACAUCUCUCCAAAGCUAUACGAAUUACUACAAAUCUUUGAGUCAUUUAGGAUCAAUCAAGUUCCCUGCCUAAUUUUUGUUGAAAGGAUUAUCACUGCUAAAGUAAUGGAAAAAUUUAUGAAGAAAAUUGGUUAUUUGUCACAUUUUACUGUGUCUUAUUUGGCUGGUGGUGGUUCCUCAAUUGAUGCACUAACUCCAAAAAUGCAAAAGGAGACUUUAAACUUGUUUCGUUCUGGAAAGAUACAAUUGUUAUUUACUACUGAUGUGGCCGAAGAGGGUAUCCAUGUACCUGAUUGUUCAUCUGUAAUCCGUUUUGAUUUACCAAGAACAGUGCGUAGUUAUGUUCAGUCUUGUGGUCGAGCUCGACAAGCUGAUUCACAUUAUUUUAUCAUGCUUGAACGCGGCAACAUGCAGCAGAGAGAUAUGUUAUUUGAUAUCAUCAGGAGCAAUCACUCCAUGAUUGAUACUUCGAUAAGAAGGGAGCAAGAACCCUUUGUUCCCAAAGUGCAGAAUAAAGAAGAAGUAUAUGCUUAUUAUGUUGAUUCAACUGGAGCAAGCGUUACUGCUGACUCUAGUGUCAAUCUCAUAAACUUGUAUUGUCAAAGUCUUCCAAGAGACAAGUAUUACACUCCCAAACCAACGUUCACAUUCAAUUUCUACGGUGGGUGCCAUGAAUGCACAUUAACUUUGCCUCUGGCUGCUGCAAUUCAGACAGUUGUUGGUCCAGUGAAUCAAAAGUCACAUGUAGCAAAAAAGCUUGCAUGCCUGGAGGCUUGCAAAAAGUUGCAUCAAUUGGGAGCACUUGAUGAUCAUCUUCUUCCUUGUGUUGAAGAGAACUUGGAUGGUGUGAGCACUGAUAUAAUUGAAGAAUCAGCUGAAGGUGCAGGAACAACAAAAAGAAAAGAAUUGCAUGGAACAACUGUAGUCACUGCUAUGUCAGGAAGAUGGGCUCUCCAAAAUGCUGGAAUUACUCUGCAGGGUUAUAAGUUUAUCUUUCUGUGCAACCAGCCCGGACAGAAUUAUUCCCCCUUUGUCCUAUUAAUUGAUGCUAGUUUAGAUCAAGAUGUUGCCUGUAUGGAAAUGGAUCUGUAUUUACGUAACAAAAUGGUUAAAGCCUAUAUUUCUCCAUGUGGACUUGUUUCAUUGGACAAGGAGCAGGUAGUGCAAGGAAAACUUUUCCAGGAAUUCUUUUUCAAUGGUUUGUUUGGGAAAUUAUUUACAAGAUCUUCGCCUGGUGCCCGAAGAGAAUUCUUACUCAAAGAUGGUAGAUCAUUGUGGAAUACAUCAAAUAUGUAUAUGCUUUUACCGCUAGAACCUUCUGCUGAUAAGCAUGAUGCAAUAAGCAUUAAUUGGAAUGCGAUAAGUGCAACUGCUUCAAUUGUAAACUUCAUGAGAGAUAUUUACUCAUCCGGAGCAAACAUUCCAGUUGUCAAUUAUAGGUGUGGUUGCUCUGAGACAAUGUUCUCUAUGCAAAACGUGAUCCACCUAGCUAAUGAAUGUGCAGAUCCUCAGAACUUAAAAAAUGUGGUAGUCUUGGCAAUUCAUACAGGAAGAAUUUAUUCUGUUUUGAAGGUGGUGGUUGGUUCAUCUGCUGAUAGUGCAUUUGAAGGGUUAUCUGAGAAAUCAUCAGAAUUUCGUACCUACUCGGAAUACUUUAAUAAGAAGUACGGAAUUGUGCUUCAAUAUUCAUGCCAGCCUUUAUUAUUGUUGAAGAACAGCCACAAUCCCCACAAUCUUUUAGCUUCAAAGUCAACUGAAGAUGAUUGUGAUUCAACAAGAUUUAGUGGCAUAAAGAUGACUAUAAGUAAACCACAAAAUCAUGUCCACAUGCCCCCAGAGCUUCUAGUUCGAGUUGAUGUACCAUUGGAGGUUCUGAAGUCCUUCUAUUUGCUACCUUCUUUGAUGUACCGAAUAGAAUCCUUGAUGCUAGCCUGCCAACUAAGGAAGGAAAUUGCUUACUCUCCUAAUGAUUCUGUAUCAAGCAUCCUGAUUUUGGAAGCAAUUACAACACAGCGAUGCUGCGAAGAUUUCUCACUAGAGCGAUUGGAACUAUUAGGGGACUCUGUUUUGAAAUAUGCAGUGAGUUGUCAUCUGUUUCUGAAAUUUCUAGAGAAACAUGAGGGGCAACUUUCCUCACACAGGAUAAAAAUAAUCAGGAAUUCUACUCUGCAUAGCUUAGGCACUAGUCGUGGCAUACAGGGAUACAUUAGGGAUGCUGCAUUUGAUCCUCGCCGAUGGGUUGCCCCUGGGCAGCUUUCUUUGCAUCCUGUUCCUUGUACAUGUGGAGUGGAUGAUCAUGAUGUGCCAAAUAAAAUGAUGUAUACAGAUAAUGAUAAGUCUAAGGUGAUAGGAAAGGCAUGUGAUAAGGGGCACAGGUGGAUUUGUUCAAAAACGAUAUCAGAUUGCGUUGAGGGUCUAAUUGGUGCAUAUUAUGUUUGUGGUGGAUUACCAGCUGCUUUUGUAGUUUUGAAGUGGCUAGGAAUUGAAACUGAAAUUGAUCCUCAAAUGGUUGAGGAAGCUCUAAGGAGUGCAUCAGUGUGGACACACCACCCAAAAAUUGACGACCUAUAUACUUUGGAAUCUAAGAUUGGAUAUGAAUUUUCCAAUAAAGGUCUUCUUCUUGAAGCUGUUACUCAUGCAUCUCAGCAAGAAUUGGAAGCCUGCUUUUGCUAUCAGAGACUUGAAUUUUUGGGUGACUCCGUUUUAGACGUACUCAUUACAUGGCAUCUCUUUCAAUGCUAUAGAGAUAUUGAUCCUGGAGAGCUAACUGAUUUACGGUCAGCAUCAGUGAAUAACGAAAAUUUUGCUCAAGUAGCCAUCAAGCAUAAGCUUCACCAACAUCUCCAGCACAAUUCUGGAUUUCUGUUAGAGCAAAUUACAGAAUAUGCCAACAGACUCGAGGAUUCAUCCACUAAAACACACAUGCUUUUGUUGAAUGGUUCAUCUAAGUCACCUAAGGUCCUUGGAGAUAUAGUUGAAAGUAUUGCUGGUGCCAUAUUAAUAGAUACAAAGCUUGAUCUGAGUAGAGUAUGGGAAAUUUUCCAACCGUUACUCUCUCCUAUUGUAACUCCAAAUAACCUUGAGUUGCCGCCUUUACGAGAACUUACUGAACUUUGUAGCCAUCAUGGUUACUUUUUGUACACAACAAUCACAACUGAAGGUGACACGGUGGUUGCUAUUCUCAAGGUCCAGCUCAAGGAUGUCCUCUUGGUGAGGAGAGGUUGCGAGAAGACAAAAAAACUUGCUAAAGGACAAGCAGCAUUUUUGCUCUUGAAGGACCUGGAAGAAAGAGGACUUUUACACUCCAGAUAUCCCUCCAAACGGAAGCAAGCUGAAGAGAACAUUAUAAACCAGAGCGAAUAUGUGGAAAAGGAGGCCUCUAAUUUUACCAUGCCAGAGGUGAUUUCUACACCGUCAAAACAUAAAGAAGUGAUUGAAUCCCAAGAUAGUUGUUAUCCAGAUUCAAUUAAAUCAGUGGGUGUUCUGACGGUUAAAAUGACGAAGGGAGGGCCUCGGAUGGUCCUCUAUGAACUUUGCAAAAAAUGCAAGUGGCCGAUGCCUACCUUUGAUUCAAAAGAGUGGAAGCCAAGUGAGUUGGAUACAUGUGCUCAGAGCAAAAGCCAUCAAAUCUUUGUGUCAAGCAUAACACUGCACAUACCGAAUGUGAACGUUUUUGAACUCACAGGAGAACGGCGUGCUGAUAAGAAAAGUUCACAAGACUCUGCUGCAUUGGCAGCACUGUACGAGCUCGAGAAAGAUGGUUGGUGUAGUAUUGUGCUAGAAUAAAGAGCCAUAUGAUGGGAAGUAUGUGUUCUAAGUUCCAAGUAUCAUUGUUUAUGACAGUAGUCUCGUCUGUAGACCAACCCACAGAAGAAGGGUCGGUGUGAAUUUUGAUGCAGAAAUCAUUCUUGUUUAUAGAUAUGUAUUUUAGGUUGUUAGAUUAAAGUAGGAGGUUAGGGCCCUCAGUAGGCCAGUUAGUUUAUGAUGCAAUUUGCCACUUUCACAAUGUAAGUUUGUGUGGCCUCUUUGUUAAAUUUAUGAUAUACUGCAUUUUGAUCUAAUAGUCACUUUGCACUUAUGAGCUA
Molecule: messenger RNA, 5486 nt
Organism: Zingiber officinale
Lineage: Eukaryota; Viridiplantae; Streptophyta; Magnoliopsida; Zingiberales; Zingiberaceae
Product: endoribonuclease Dicer homolog 3a-like
Exons: 25
Coding region: 259-5187 (1642 amino acids)
Biological process (GO): siRNA processing
Cellular component (GO): nucleus; cytoplasm
Molecular function (GO): ATP binding; DNA binding; ribonuclease III activity
Source: RefSeq, a predicted model, not a curated record